Rosa chinensis is the source of this 5829-nucleotide messenger RNA. Its product is annotated as TMV resistance protein N. Gene Ontology annotation, biological process: defense response; signal transduction. The transcript is spliced from 7 exons. The coding region runs from base 129 to 4526 and encodes 1465 amino acids. Gene Ontology annotation, molecular function: ADP binding. Lineage: Eukaryota; Viridiplantae; Streptophyta; Magnoliopsida; Rosales; Rosaceae. The record is from RefSeq and is a predicted model, not a curated record.
CAUAACAAGGAAACUUCCUCGUCAACACCUUUGCUUUAUCAGUGACUGGAGAAUCCAAUUUACUCUUCGUCUUUCUUCUCCAAACUCCAGAAACUCUUUCAGUCUAUCUUGUUAUCUCAAAGCUUUCAAUGGUGAUCAUUGAAGAAGCCACUCAUCCAUGGACAUACGAUGUCUUUCUGAGUUUUAGAGGUGAGGAUACACGCAACAAUUUCACAGGCCAUCUGUGCCGCGCUUUGCGUCAGAAUGGAAUCAACACCUUCAUGGAUGAUCAGCUCAAACGAGGAGAAGAAAUAUCACCAGCACUUCUCCAAGCAAUUGAAGAGUCAAAGAUUUCAAUCAUUGUGUUCUCUAAAGAUUAUGCAUCCUCGAAGUGGUGCUUGGAUGAGCUUGUCAAGAUCCUUGAGUGCAAGAAAUCAAAUCAACAAGAGGUUCGACCAGUUUUCUACAAAGUCAAUCCCUCGGAUAUACGAAAGCACAGAGGUAGCUUUGGGGAGGCACUUGCUAAUCAUGAAUGCAAAUUCGAAGAUAACUUGGACAAGGUUCAGAAAUGGAAGGCAGCUCUUAAAGAAGCGGCAGAUUUGUCAGGGUGGCCUCUCUCAGAGCAUUGUUCUGAAUCCAGUGUUAUUCAUAAAAUCGUUGAAGAGAUUUUAGAGCAAGUCAUAAACAGUACAUAUUUGUAUGUGGCCAAGUACCCAGUAGGAAUAGAACCUCGUGUGCAAGAGAUCCAUAACCUUUUAGGUGUUGGGGAAAGAGAUGUUCGUAUGGUAGGUAUAUGGGGGGGUGGUGGAAUAGGUAAGACAACAAUUGCCAGAGCUGUCUAUAACUCAUUUGCUCAUAAAUUUGAUGGGAGUUGUUUUUUGGAAGAUGUUCGAGAAAAUUCAAUGGGUGCUGAAGGCUUUGUCAAACUACAAACGAAACUUCUUUGUGAGAUUCUAAAGGGAACAAAUUUGAAGGUGGCCAAUGUAGCUAGAGGAAUCACUAUGAUCAAGAAAAUGUUGCAAUACAAAAGUGUUCUCUUAGUGCUUGAUGAUGUGAAUGAUAUUGAUCAGUUGAACAACUUAGCUGGUGACUGUAGUUGGUUUGGUAAGGGUAGUAGAAUCAUCAUAGCAACAAGGGAUGAGCAAUUGCUGACAGAUCAUGGUGUUGAAUUAAUAUACAAGGUCCAAGAAUUGGAUCAUCAUGAAGCUCUCGAGCUUUUUAGUUGGAAUGCCUUCAAAAGAAACGGACCUUUGGAUGGUUUUGUGGAACUCACAGAACGUGCAAUAUACUAUGCUCGAGGCCUUCCAUUAGUUUUGUGCGUUCUAGGUUCUUAUAUAUGCGGUGGAAAUGUAGAGCAAUGGGAAGCUGCAUUAGAUGGUUUCAAAAGCAGCAAAAUUCAAGAUGUUUUGAAAAUAAGUUACAAUGGAUUGGAUCACAGAGUGAAGGAAGCUUUUCUUGACAUCGCAUGUUUCUUUAAAGGUGAAAAUAGAAAACACGUGAUAAAAAUAUUGGAAGCUUGUGGCAGCAAACAGCAUGUUAUUAAUGUGCUCAUAAAAAAGGCCCUCAUCAGUAUUGAUUAUAAGGAUUGCAUUUGGAUGCAUGACUUGGUAGAAGAAAUGGGUAGAGAUAUAGUUCACGAAUUGUCACCCAAUAACCCUGGAAAACGAAGCAGGUUGUGGUUUCAUGAAGAUGUUUACCAUGUUCUAACAGAGAAUAUUGGAACAGCCAAGGUUAUAGGCAUCAAGGUGCAGUUCCCCAAAGAUUCAGAUGUGAUAUACUUAAGUGGUACUACUUUCUCCAACAUGCCAAAUCUUAGACUUUUCAUAUACCGUUCUGGACGCUAUGCUGGAGUUGUUGAUAAUCUGCCUAAUAGCUUGAGGGUACUUGAUUGGCCUGACUGUGACUUACAAUUUUUGCCAUCCAAUUCUUUUGCUGUAAUCAAUAUGCCAAGAAGUUGCAUCAGAGGAUUGGAAGUUGGAUACAAGCAUCUGAAAAAUUUGACAUCAGUAAAUCUAAAACAUUGUAAAUACCUUACAAAAGUCUCGGACUUAUCCGGAAGUCCAAACUUACAACGUUUGGAUCUAAGUUACUGUCAAAAUUUAGUUGAAGUGCAUCGUUCUGUUGGAUUCCUCAAUAAACUUGAUUAUUUGAAUCUUUGGUUCUGCUCUAGUCUUAAGACUUUUCCAACUGAAGUUAGUUGGAAAUCCAUGAGGACGCUUCAGCUUGUCUAUUGUGAAAGGCUUGAGAAUUUCUUGAACAUUGUGCACAAGAUGGAGUCCAUUAAAACAUUGACCUUAAAUGGAAGCGGCAUAAAAGAACUGCAUUCCUGCAUCGGACGUUGCACUACGUUGGAAGCUUUGGAUUUGCAAUAUGGAACUUCAAUCAAACAAUUGCCUUCAUCGAUUGGGAAUCUCACUUCCUUGGUGAAAUUGGACGCGUCUGGAAGUCCCCUUAAAGAACUGCCUUCAUCAAUUGGAAAUCUCACUUCCUUAACAGAACUGAAGCUGUCUAAAACUCUCAUCCAAGAAUUGCCUUCAUCUAUUGGGAAACUCUCUUCCUUGGUGGAAUUGGAUGCAUCUGGAACUCUCGUUGAAGAAUUGCCUUCAUCAAUUGGGCAUCUUACUUCUUUAAGAGAACUGCAGCUGUCUAAAACUCCCAUUAAGGAAUUGCCUUCAUCUAUUGGGAAACUCUCUUCCUUGGUGAAAUUGGACGCAUCUGAAACUCUCAUUGAAGAAUUGCCUUCAUCAAUUGAGCAUCUUACUUCUUUAAGAGAACUGAAGCUGUCUAAAACUCCCAUUAAGGGAUUGCCAUCAUCAAUUGAGAAUCUCACUUCCUUGGUGGAAUUGGACGUUUGUGAAACUCUCAUUGAAGAAUUGCCUCCAUCAAUUGGGCGUCUGACUUCCUUGGAGACAUUGAAGCUGUCUAAAACUCUCAUCAAAGAAUUGCCUUCAUUAAUUGGGUAUCUCAAUUCCUUGCGGGUAUUGGAGGCUUCUGAAACUCUCAUCGAGGAAUUGCCUUCAUCAAUUAAAAAGCUUACUUCCUUAUUUAGAUUGGACCUGUCUAAAACUCCCAUCAAAGAACUGCCUUCUUCAAUUUGGAAUCUUACUUCCUUAACCAACUUGGACGCUUCAGAAACUAUGAUUGAAGAAUUGCCUUCGUCAAUUGAAAAUCUCUUUGGUUUAAAACUAAAAGGAUGUGCAAACCUUAGAACUGUGCCGCACAGUGUUUACGGAGGGCUGCAACAUCUAGAAGAAUUAGACCUGUCUUGGUGCCCAAAACUGGUGACAUUUCCAAGUAGGGCGAGCGCUUUGGUUUCAUCAAGUGCAGAAUCUCUUCCUCCGAUGCUUCCAACUAAUUCAAACAAUGGGCAUGAUCAUCCUGGUUCCUCACUGUUUCCCAAGCUACGGUGGCUUUAUUUUAAAGGAUGCAAAUUAUCAGUCUCUGAUUUCCUAACGAAUCUUGACUGUGCGUCCACAUUACGGACACUUAAUCUAUCAAGAAGCAGUUUUGAUAGUCUUCCGGCAUGCAUCAGCAAAUUUCAUCGGUUGGAUGAUCUUGAUUUAAGUGGUUGCGAGAGGCUUCGAGACAUUUCAGAACUUCCACCAAAUAUAGCAUAUAUAAAUCUGGAUGAUUGCGUAUCGUUGGAAAGAUUUUCAAAAUUGUCAAAUAUACUGGAACAGAAAGACACUCCGGGACUUCUUCGAAUUAUGCACUUGUCUAAUUGCAAUAGACUGAUGGAUAAUCUUGGCAUGGACAUGGUGUCGAAGAUGGCAAAAGCAUUGCUUAAUCAGCUGGUGUGUCACGGCUUCGGUUGGCCUGUGAACUGCUGGAUGCUUCGACUUCCAAGUCUCCCGGGAAUUGAAGUUCCAAAGUGGUUUAAUAGGGGUGAGGGGGCCACAAGUGUGCCUCCUGGUAGCCCUUACCCUGAGUAUGAUAUAUGUGAAAUUUUGAUCAAAAUUCCUAGGAAUUUGAUGGGAGAGAGAAUACGAUUGGUUGUCUGUGUUGUUUUGGAAAUUACCCAAGAUUUUUCUGGUGAGUGUGGUGUGACGGUUGUGAUUAAUAAACAAGGGCAUUAUGGCGGUGGAGAUUAUGGUUUGUCUUCAGCUCAUGAUGAUGUAUAUGUCUGUCUGACAUGUAUUGAUUUCAUGGAGCUAGCGGUGGUGGAUCAUGAGGUUCGAGUGACAUUUGAAGGGUAUAACUCACGUGGCAAACGGUUGCUCCUAAAAAGUUUCGGGGUCCACCUGGCUAAUAUGCAAGAGAAUGAUGAUGAUCAAGUAAGUGGUGAAUACUCGGCACGAGAAAGAUAUAGGCAGAGCAAUGCUAGCAUUUCUGAUUUUGAAAACGAAGAAGGGGCAGCUGUAGCAUCAUUAGUAUCAGAUGACAGCAGUUCCGGGGAAGUAGACGAUGAUCAUCAUGAUGGGGAACAGGAACAAGAACAGGAACCUCAUCCUCCAACCGAAAGAUUUGAAGACUUGACAAGACAAACUAAUAUAGGCAGAGCAAUGUUAGCAUUUCUGAGGUGCUUUGGAAUUACCACCUGCUUGUGAUUUUGGUCACGCACAAGGUGCUGCUAGCUCUAGUGUCAUCAACAAAUACCAAUCGAGGCCUUGAAGUACACUGCGACCAUUAUAGUUGGAUUUCAGAAGAAGAGCUUUUCUUUUGCCAAAGUCGAUCUCAGAAUAUGGCAGUUGAUGGUGAGAGGCUAGAUCUGGACUCAUGUGAUGAUCAACUCUCUAUCAAUCCACACGAACAAGGCUAGGUAGAGGACUUAGCUGCAGGUUGGCAAUAAGAGAAUGAAAGUGAGAGCAGGGCUAGUAGAGACAUUUGCAUGGUGCUCUGCACUGGAAAGAUGGGAGUAAUUCCUAUAGCUCAAUUCAUGAUAUUUCUAACCACAGGCAUAGGAACCAGCUUUUAAGUACCUUUGCCUGCACUUAAGCAUAGCCUGCUUUCAUUCUGAUUAUGAGAAGCAUAGAAAUCAGAGGAAAUAAGCGUCUUAGAAAGGAGCUGAAAUAUUAGCUAGUGAUCAGUUGAAGAACUGCUGAAAAUAAUAGUAGGUUGUGCAGGAACUUGUGUGACCAACAAGAAUGAAUCAGGUGGAAUAUGAAUGAGCUGAAGACUGUGAGGAUGAAUUAUGUAAAAGUAAUACUGACAAGGCUCUUUACAUGUGCUCAUGCGCGCAGCAUAGUUACUCAUUCAACUGUACUUGAAUAAGCAUAAUUGCUAGGUUGAUUCUUUUGAAAAAGGUGACAUGCUAUGGGCCAUGCUUAGAACAGAGUUGACAUGAGAGUAAUGAGAUAGUAAUGGAUGAACCAUGAUUACUGAAACUGAUGAAUCAUGAUAUUGAAACCACCACGGGGUCCUGCCAUUGUCUGAAUCAAAAGCAAUCGUGCCUCUAUUGUAAAAGUAGCCAUCACCAUAUUUCUGCCUCUUUCUCUUCAACUUUGAGGAUUUUAUGUUGUGUGGUUAUCACUGAAGUUGUAUUGUUAAUGGAGGAGAUAUUCUUGGCAUCAUCUCCUGCAGACAGAGGAGAAAGCUGCAAUGUUGUGGCCGCCUGAUCAACUGUUUUGAUUGCGUUGUCAUCAGUGAUAUAGGUUAUAGUACCCUGAUCCAUUGCAGAUUUUGAAUUAAUUCUAUAUCAAAGAUCAAUUAUCGAAAGAACAAAAGUUGAUAGACAAGUUGGUGUAAUCUAUCAGUAGUAAUAUUCUCAGUCAUAUUCAGCUGCUCUCAUCUCUUGAAAAUGGACAUCUGAUUCUAGAUUGUGUUUAAGUAUAAUGUAUUUGAGAGAGAUUGAUGAGAGAGAUGUGUUCUUAUUAUUGAGAAUAGGAGCCCUAUAUAUAGGGAUUACAAAGU